CGCGUGAACCAACUCGACGGCACACUAAUGAGAUCAAGGAAUAGUAAAGAAACAAUUCUGUGUGUUGGCGCGAUUAGGGAACCGCAAAUUUACAAACCGGCGGAAACGCAAGGUUUAGACUCGAGAACUCGCUUAUUCGUUGGUGAUUUUCCCGGGAGAUUGAAAUCAAGUAGUGCCGACGCCGGAAAAUGGCAGUCGGUGUGAGAGUUGCCGGGAGUAUUAUCGGCCGCGAUCGAGUUCUCACGGCGGUUAUUGCCGGAGCGUCCAGUCUUUCGUUCGUGGGAUCAGGAUUCAUAGUGCUGUGUUACGUCCUCUUCAAAGAACUUCGCAAGUUCUCCUACAAGCUUGUCUUCUAUCUUGCCCUUUCCGAUAUGCUUUGCAGUUUCUUCACUAUGAUUGGGGAUCCGGCUACAGGAUUUUACUGUUAUACUCAGGGCUAUAGCACUCAUUUCUUUUGUGUGGCAUCGUUCUUGUGGACCACAACAAUUGCAUUCACCCUUCACCGUACUGUUGUUAGACACAAAACCGACGUUGAAGAUUUGGAGGCUAUGUUUCACUUAUAUGUAUGGGGAACAUCGUUAGUGUUGACUGUUAUACGUUCAAUUGGUAAUAACCAUGGACAUUUGGGUACCUGGUGUUGGGCACAGUCUAGUCGUACUGGAAAGGCUGUUCACUUUAUAACAUUUUACAUGCCACUCUGGGGUGCAAUUCUCUACAAUGGGUUUACUUACCUUCAAGUGAUACGCAUGCUUAAUAAUGCUACCCGUAUGGCAGUUGGCAUCUCAGAUAGGGCUUACCAGUCAGAUGCAAGAGCAGACAUGAAGGCUUUAAACAGAUGGGGAUAUUAUCCGCUCAUCCUCAUAGGGUCAUGGGCUUUUGGUACAAUCAACCGCAUUCAUGAUUUUAUUGAGCCAGGUCAUAAACUCUUCUGGCUGUCAGUUCUUGAUGUUGGGAUGGCUUCACUAAUGGGCUUGUUCAAUUCAAUAGCAUAUGGUCUGAAUUCUUCUGUACGGCGGGCAAUUUAUGAAAGAUUGGACUUGUUUUGGCCUGAGAAGCUUCGAAGAUGGCUCCCCAACAAUUCAAGGUUCCGGAACCAAGAACAAGAAGGUGAACUGGUUUCCUUGAGAAGUCUAGAUCAGCCAUAGCAAAUUAGUCAAUGGAUGUGCCUCCACCGUCAAGCCUUCCUUUACAAGAUUUAUUUCCCCCAUUUUCUUUGGAGGGCGUGUAAAUAGGAGCUGAGCAAUUGGUUGUGCGUAGGGUAACGAUCAUCCGUUCUGUUGAUGUGAUUUUAUGAUCUGCUGUUUUACGUGGUUACUGAUCUUCACUGUUCUCUGAUUAACAUGAUAGAGAAUUUAGCAGUCUCUCAAGUGGUGAUCAGGGGUGGAAUACAUUGCAGAAAAAGAUUGAGCGGCCUGAUCAGAAUUCCUGUAUGCUACUUUAUGCGCUGUUCAUUAUCAAUUUAUCAUUGCUAAGCGAACACGCAGCUUUAAUAUUAUAUGUCAUAGAGACCCUCACAUAGAAUGAUGCUUCUAACUUUUUGCAUGUUUCUACUUUAUUACGAUGUUUGUUGACUGCGAGUUCAGAUUAGACAUUCUCGCCACACACUGCACCAGGUCUGAUUUGAAAAUUGUGUGGUUACGUUUAGUGAUGGAUAUUGUCUUCCAAAAUUCUGAUUUGACAACUUAAUUUUAUCUUAUCUUGUACUUUCUUAUUCAA
This is a messenger RNA of Cucurbita pepo subsp. pepo (vegetable marrow), 1716 nucleotides long. It is a transcript of the gene GCR1, whose product is annotated as G-protein-coupled receptor 1. Gene Ontology annotation, biological process: adenylate cyclase-activating G protein-coupled receptor signaling pathway; cell surface receptor signaling pathway. Gene Ontology annotation, molecular function: G protein-coupled receptor activity. The record is from RefSeq and is a predicted model, not a curated record. NCBI's taxonomy places the organism in Eukaryota, Viridiplantae, Streptophyta, Magnoliopsida, Cucurbitales, Cucurbitaceae. Gene Ontology annotation, cellular component: plasma membrane.